AUGGCGAAACCGAUUUUACGAUUAGCCCUGGUGGCUGCCCUGUCUCCCGUGUACGCAGUCAUGUUGAUUGCCUCCCAUUACAGCGGCCAGAUUUACACACUCGACUUGUCCUCAGCCAAGCAACUGACAAUCACAAAGUCUGUCAGCUCUGGCAAUCGCAUGCCUGCAUGGCUAGACUUUGAUUCUGCUACCAAAACACUAUAUGUUCCAGACGAGGUUCAAUGGGGACAACCGCUUUUGAAAAGCUUCUCUGUCGCUUCGGAUGGCACCGUAACUCCAAAAGGUCAGGUACAAACAGCCGGCGGCGAGCUGCACAGCACGCUCUAUGGAGGACAAAACGGCAAAGGAUACAUAGCUUUAGCACAGUAUGAUGCGUCCAUUAUUUCCACGUAUGCCCUGCCGUUGACGGGGACAGGCCAGGCCCUUCAGAAGUUGACGUUCACAAUGUCGCAACCCGGACCUGUUCCUUCUCGCCAGGACAAGCCUCAUCCGCAUUCGGCCUUCCCCGAUCCAUCUGGGCGAUAUCUUCUUGCCGCAGAUCUAGGUGCCGAUCUCAUCCGCAUCUUUAGCAUUGAUGCAACGGGGAUUCUGAAAGAAUGCCCUUCGGCCCAGUCAGGGCGAGGUGACGGCCCUCGUCACGGCACAUUUUGGUCUCAGAACAACAAUACACUGCUAGUAACAGUUAACGAGCUCUCAAACUCGAUAACAUCAUGGGAUGUCACGUAUCCUAUCUCAGGAUGCUUGAAACUCGUCAAGAAACAAACCGUUUCAACCUUUUCGCCUGGGAAAACAGCUCCUUCGGGAUCCAAGGCCGCUGAGAUUCACGUCAAGGAGAAUUUCGUAUACGUAUCUAACAGAAAUGACCGAUCAUUCGGAACACAAGAAGAUUCUUUGACAACGUAUGCCAUCGAUCCGUCAACGGGUGACGUCAGAUUCAUCGAGUCCACAAGCGCGUUUUCUUUCUUCCCUCGCACCUUUGCAAUCAAUAAGGCUGGAAACAUGGUGGCUAUCGGCGGGCAGACAAGCGCGAAUGUGGCUAUCGUUGAUCGAAACGUUACCACGGGCAGGCUUGGGCAGCUAAUUGCGACGAUCAAAGUCGGCAGCCCGGGAACAGUGAACCAGGAAAAUGGAUUGAGUGCGGUCAUUUGGAAUGAAUAA
This is a messenger RNA of Colletotrichum truncatum, 1158 nucleotides long. RefSeq names its product nitrous oxide N-terminal region containing protein. Gene Ontology annotation, molecular function: protein binding; 6-phosphogluconolactonase activity. The record is from RefSeq and is a predicted model, not a curated record. Lineage: Eukaryota; Fungi; Ascomycota; Sordariomycetes; Glomerellales; Glomerellaceae.